UUGCCUUUCCAGCUCUUCUGGAAGAACCCGCCCUGCCCUGGAUGGAGGCAGCUAUGCUCUCCACGACUCCCAGGCCCCCAGCCUGAGCUCAGAGGGUGAGACUUUCCCUUCGAGCCCCACCGGACACAACUGGGAGAUGAAUUAUCAAGAGGCGGCAAUCUACCUCCAGGAAGGUGAGAAUAACGACAAGUUCUUCACCCACCCCAAGAACGCCAAAGCGCUGGCGGCCUACCUCUUCGCACACAACCACCUCUUCUACCUGAUGGAGCUGUCCACCGCCCUGCUCCUGCUCCUGCUGUCGCUGUGCGAGGCGCCCGCUGUCCCCGCGCUCCGGCUCGGCAUUUACGUCCAUGCGACCUUGGAGCUGUUUGCCCUCAUGGUGGUUGUCUUUGAACUCAGCAUGAAGUUGCGGUGGCUGGGCCUCCACACCUUCAUCCGGCACAAACGGACCAUGGUCAAGACCUGCGUGCUGGUGGUGCAGUUCAUCGAGGCCAUUGUGGUGCUGGUACGGCAGACGUCCCACGUGCGGGUGACCCGGGCGCUGCGCUGCAUUUUCCUGGUGGACUGUCGGUACUGCGGCGGGGUCCGGCGCAACCUCCGGCAGAUCUUCCAGUCCCUGCCGCCCUUCAUGGACAUCCUCCUGCUGCUGCUCUUCUUCAUGAUCAUUUUCGCCAUCCUUGGUUUCUACUUGUUCUCCCCUAAUCCUUCAGACCCUUACUUCAGCACCCUGGAGAGCAGCAUAGUCAGUCUGUUCGUCCUUCUGACCACGGCCAAUUUCCCAGACGUGAUGAUGCCCUCCUACUCCCGGAACCCCUGGUCCUGCGUCUUCUUCAUCGUGUACCUCUCCAUCGAGCUGUACUUCAUCAUGAACCUGCUUCUGGCCGUGGUGUUCGACACCUUCAAUGACAUCGAGAAGCGCAAGUUCAAGUCUUUGCUGUUGCAUAAGCGAACCGCCAUCCAGCAUGCGUACCGCCUGCUCAUCAGCCAGCGGAGGCCUGCCGGCAUCUCCUACAAGCAGUUUGAAGGCCUGCUGCGCUUCUACAAGCCCCGGAUGAAUGCCGGGGAGCGCUAUCUCACUUUCAAGGCCCUGAAUCAGAGCAACACAGCUCUGCUCAGCCUGGAGGACUUUUACGAUAUCUACGAAGUCACCGCCUUAAAGUGGAAGGCAAAGAGAAAUAGAGAACACUGGUUCGAUGAGCUUCCCAGGACAGCAUUCCUCAUCUUCAAAGGAAUUAAUAUCCUCGUGAAGUCCAAAGCCUUUCAGUAUUUCAUGUACAUGGUGGUGGCAGUCAAUGGGGUCUGGGUCCUCGUGGAGACCUUCAUGCUGAAAGGUGGGAACUUCUUCUCCAAGCACGUGCCCUGGAGUUCCCUCGUCUUCCUGACCAUCUACGGCGUGGAGCUGCUCCUGAAGGUGGCCGGCCUGGGCCCUGUCGAGUACCUGUCCUCCGGCUGGAAUCUGUUCGACUUCUCCGUCACAGCGUUCGCCUUCCUGGGUCUGCUGGCUUUGGCCUUCAACAUGGAGCCCUUCUACUUCAUCGUGGUCCUGCGCCCUCUCCAGCUGCUGAGGCUGUUCAAGCUGAAAAAGCGUUACCGCAACGUGCUGGACACCAUGUUUGAGCUGCUGCCCCGGAUGGCCAGCCUGGGCCUGACCCUGCUCAUCUUCUACUACUCCUUCGCCAUCGUGGGCAUGGAGUUCUUCUGUGGCAUCCUGUACCCCAACUGCUGCAACACGAGCACCGUGGCAGACGCCUACCGCUGGCUCAACCACACCGUGGGCAACAGGACCGUCGUGGAGGACGGCUACUAUUAUCUCAACAACUUCGACAACAUCCUGAACAGCUUCGUGACCUUGUUCGAGCUCACGGUCGUCAACAACUGGUACAUCAUCAUGGAAGGCAUCACCUCUCAGACCUCCCACUGGAGCCGCCUCUACUUCAUGACCUUUUAUAUCGUGACCAUGGUGGUGAUGACUAUCAUCGUAGCCUUCAUCCUCGAGGCCUUUGUCUUCCGAAUGAACUUCAGCCGCAAGAACCAGGACUCAGAAGUUGACGGUGGCAUCACCGUCGAGAAGGAAAUGUCCAAGGAUGAGCUGCUCGCUGUCCUCAAGCUGUACCGGGAGGCCCGGGGGGCUGCCUCGGACAUCCCCCGGCUGCUCAAGAUCCUCUCCCAGAUGGAGAGAAAUGAGCAAAGCACCGUGGUGUUUCUGGGACGGAGAUCGAGGACCAAGAGCGAUCUGAGUCUGAAGAUGUACCAAGAGGAGAUUCAGGAGUGGUACGAGGAGCACGCCCGGGAGCAGGAGGAGCAGCAGCAGCAGCAGCUCUGCGGCCGCAGCGUCGCCGCCACCCAGCCGCCCCGGGGCCGCCGCCCGCGCUCCCAGACCUUCACCUAACCGCCGCUCACAGAAGCCAUCUCUUCUAUGCAAUAACACAAUAGUAUUAUUUUCCUACGAUGUAUCGAGAUGAUGUGUGUAUGUAUAGUAUGCACAUAUUCACAUAUUUAUAUAGAGAAAGAGAACGAGACAGACAAGGUGGGGUUUGGUGUGUGGCCACCUCGCCCCGUCUUCCUCAACCCCAGAAGUCGGUUUGCUCGGGGGCGGUGAGGCCCCGAGGGGCUCUUCCUAACAGAAAGCUCGGGAAGGCCCCUCAGCAGAAGGCCCCUGGUGGUCUCCGCGGGGCGGCCCUCCUUGCGCGCGUCCACACCCAGUCCGUCUUCCUGGCGCCGCUUUCAGACCCAGCCGACAGCUUCCCCCUAACCUCCCCUGCGGACCAAACCACUUAGGAAGGAAAGAGCCCCUGUCCUCAGGGCUCGUGCUUCUCUAGAUGUGAUCAUGUAAUGGGACGUUCCCCGGGGAACCCGUGCCCAGGGGGCAUCGGGGGCCUGAUGAUCCCGUGUGGUCAGAUCCCAGCGGCGCUGGGCAGCGAGGCGUGGUGUGGACGCCCCUGCUGCCCUGGCUCUGUCACCUUCUGGAACAGCCACUUGUUGCUGGAAAUCCUAACAUGGCCUUGUUUGGCGUCCAGGCCCGGUAAGGGCAGGAGAGCAGGGGACAGGGCCAGUUCCUGGCAGGGGCGUUCUCCACCAAACCCCUUCCCUGCUGUGACCAUCCUGUCCAGGCGCAAAGGCAUGUUGGUUAGUUCAGCUUCAGCUGCAGACAAGACAGAUCCUUAGGGCCCGCUGCUUGGAACCGAGCGAGGAGCACCGAGGUCCCGUGGGCCUCAGCAGCCCUGUGGCUGAACCCCCGGGUCUCAGUGGGAGCAGUGGUUGGUGCAGAAGCUGGUUCAAGUGAACCCGCAGGUCCCGAGUUCCCCUGGUGCCCUGGGGCGUUCUCAGAUUCGUGGUCGGGGUAGGACCCGUGCUCGAAUCCAGAGCAGGCGGCCAGGGUUGGCAGCCCUGGUGGGUGGUGGCACAACCAACUCAGAGGAGGGAGCUCGGGUCCAGCUCUCCUGGGCUGCAAACCUUCCAUGGUGCAGAAGGCAGACGCAGUGGGAUGCAGGGGUGGAGGGGCAGGGGCAGCCCCCGCUGGGCAUCCUGGUCCAACCCCACCCCUCCAGCUGCCUCCACAGCGUCCUGUGACUUAGGAGGGCCAGUGGGCAGAGGGUCUCUUUGCCAUAUACUCUUCCCAGCAGGGCAGGGCCUGGCGCCUGUGAUACAGUACCCAGCUCCCCACACCCUCUCCAAGGCCACGCCUGACCCCUUGGCCCACACUGCACAGCUCUGCCCUCCCCAGGGGAGAAUGGUGGGCAUUCUCGUUUUCUAAGCACAGCCCAUGGAGGACACACAAAUCACCGGGAACCACGGAGAUUCCCUCCGGGAUCAGGAGGCUGAUGUCCUGUCUCUGGAGGGCCACCAGCCAUCACGGGCAGCUCGGCACCGAGCCCCCGCCCCUUCCCAAACCCCUUUUCCCUCUCCAGAGAAGAAACUUCAUUUGCACAACUGGGUGCCUUGUUGCUUUCGUGUACUGAAACGGGCAUUUUGGAAGCAGGAGUCAAGGGGCAGCUUCUGACCCGAGGAGGCCUCAUUGUGGUCCCUUCCUCUGCCCCCAGGGGCUGCAGACCUGGGAGGGGCACCAGGGUCCUUGAAGCCCCCAAGUGUGAGGGUGGUACCAGGAAGGGGUGGGUCUAAGCUAGUCCUAGGCCUGUCCUGGGAAAGGCCCGGGUGUAGCCACAAUGGGAUGAAUUCAAAGGGCCAAUGGUGCUGAAGGGCCAGGCUCUGGCCACUGGUCGGCACCUUCGUCCCUUAGGCUAAAGACAGCUGUCCCCUCGGGGUGCCCUGUGGCCUGGUCGCGCUUUCACACAGGUUCCGGGAGCAGGUGUCACCCAGGGCUGAGCUCUGAGGGGCCCAGGACAUCAUCCAGCUCAGACGCCCUCACUUCCCAUGUCAUAGUUGAGCGAAACCAAGCUGAGACGGACCCACCCUGGGUCAAGCCACCUGUCGUGGCUGUGGCGGCCCUGUGCCCCUGCCCCGCUUGGGUGGGACCCCACCUGGCCCCUCAUCCUUGCUUCCUUCCCCCACCCAGCCUUACUCCUCACACGCGACAAUCAUUUUGUACGGAUAGCGGGAACGACCCUGUAAGGUUUUGUACACCGGUGAUUUGUUACCUAGAAAACCCACUGUGUCUCCGGACU
Molecule: messenger RNA, 4622 nt
Organism: Molossus molossus (Pallas's mastiff bat)
Lineage: Eukaryota; Metazoa; Chordata; Mammalia; Chiroptera; Molossidae
Gene: TPCN1
Product: two pore segment channel 1
Exons: 27
Coding region: 137-2389 (750 amino acids)
Biological process (GO): monoatomic ion transport; transmembrane transport
Cellular component (GO): lysosomal membrane; endosome membrane
Molecular function (GO): voltage-gated channel activity; monoatomic ion channel activity
Source: RefSeq, a predicted model, not a curated record